Molecule: messenger RNA, 519 nt
Organism: Miscanthus lutarioriparius
Lineage: Eukaryota; Viridiplantae; Streptophyta; Magnoliopsida; Poales; Poaceae
Source: the annotation of a GenBank genome assembly
AUGAAGACCUUCCCGCUGUCCAGGGGCAGCAGCAUCUCCCUCGCCCUCUUCUCUGACGUCUCCAACAGCCGGGAGCUCCUGGACUUGAUGCAGUCAGGGAAGCUGGAGCCGGAGGUCGCUUUCCUCAAUGCGUCAUUGGUGCCGGAUGUGUUCCCUGUCCUUGCGGCAGCCCUUAAGGCGCUGUUGUCGAAGACGAGGGAAUCACUGACCACAAGGACUCUGCACUCUGAGCUCGUCUACAACUACUCGGGGUCCAAACAUAUAACGGAGUCUCUGAAGCGAUGUGGGAUUUCUGAUGACACAACUUACAUCCUUGCUGCUUGUUUUGAUGCUUCUGACGAGGAGAUGAAGGCAGUGGAGAAGCUCAUCAGUGGCACUGAGAUUGAUCUAACAGAACUGGAAAGAAGAGCAAACCAACCACAGAUCUUGAAGCAUUACAAAAUACCUCCCCAAGAACUAUCAAUAUCUACGUUGCCGGACGCAAUUGUAUGCAGGAUUGCUGCUCGAGAUGCUCUGUAA